AUGAUCUGCAAGGACUGGAUAGAAGCCCAAGGGUUCCAAGCCCGUCACGGCGCCAAUUACUUCUCGUCCCUCAAAAACAUUCGCGACGCCAACCCAGAAGACUACUUCCUCGCACGAGAUAUCAGUAUUGAAUCAAAAACUGACUUGACGCGAGAGUGGCAGCGAUGGAUCCACCUGUUCAAGUCCAGCGGGGUUCAAUGCCUUGUCGAUCUCAGUCUGUCCUUUCAUAACAACAGUAAGCAUAUCAGUUUGAGUUCGGCGGCAGAUAAUGUGAUUCAGAAGUUGCUGGUCAAGAGUCGGUCGUUGCAGUUGCUUGCGACGAGUGUGGAGCAGCUUCAGGGGAGUGAUCGGCGGUUGACUCUGUUGCUCAAUCAGGACAACAAGCAUGGAUCAGAGGGCAAUAGAAAGCGCCACCGCGAUCGUAUCACUGAAAAGCUCCGCGGACAAGACACUCUAGGGCUGGACAAGAUUUCUACGGAAGGAUUGUCAGACCUGGAGGUCAAAAUCUUUUCAAGCUCGCGCAGCCUGAUUGAACAAGCCGAGCUCAGCACCGAAGACUCCAAGGAUCUCAUGGUCGGGAUGAGCGGGAUCCUGGAUACUCGGACAUGGAUCUGCGAAGAAGCACCCUCGACCCUGGAACCUCAGCUGAGCGCCGAGAACAAGGAGCUCGGCCAACUACUCUCUCAGCUUCGGAAAUGCCUCCAUCUCGGGAUCCAGAUGCUUGUGCUCAAGGGUGAAGUUAUGAUCGGGGAGAUCGCCAAGGCUACGAUUGAGGGCGAGGAUCGACCGAGCAUCACGCCUAUGCUGCGAUGUGUCGUUCAUCUGGCUACGUUGAUUGAGUACGGGAACUUGCCUAGCUCAGAAUCAGAGGUGGUUGCCCUUUGGAAGUUCAUCCUCGAAACCCUGAGCUGUGGAAAACUGAAGUUCACCAGGGCGACACAGGUGGCACAACGACUAUUGUUCCUCAAGUUUGGAGUGACAGGAGAAACAGAAAACGGGCGACGGGUCGAUUUGUUGCUCAAGGAAGGCGACCUCGAGAUCCUGAACACGGAGGCAAAAUCGGCUGAAGAUGGUGGGCUCUGUGAGAUCCAGUACAAGAAGAAUGUGAGGAUCAAUCAUACGAUCCAUCGCGAAGCCAGUCGGAAAGGGAUUGAGUUGCCCACUAUGCUACCACUUGAUAUCCGGGGCAUGUCGGCGAUGAUAUGCGGCCUGAAGAGAAGUCAAGGUGUGCUUGUUGCAGGAGCAGCUGAUUCAAGGAUGAUUCGACUACCAAGCGACAAGGAACAAAUGUCAGAGUUCCUGUCUGGACCAUCACCAAUCCUACUCUGCAACUAUGUGUUAUUGGAUUAUAAAUAG
This is a messenger RNA of Linnemannia hyalina, 1356 nucleotides long. The record is from the annotation of a GenBank genome assembly. NCBI's taxonomy places the organism in Eukaryota, Fungi, Mortierellomycota, Mortierellomycetes, Mortierellales, Mortierellaceae.